CCCACGCCUUAUGUAGUCAGCGAUGAGGCGGGCUCUAGUGGUGCUGUGCCUCCUAGCUCGCGUCAGCGUACAGAUGCAGGCGGUCCAGCGAUACUUCGUGGCCCGGAAGACCAGGUCCAACUCCACGCCGGUCGCCUCGGGCUACGCCUACAGCCAAGUCGGUAAUGGACCCCCGACCCUCGAAUCUUUUCAUAACGGGCACUUUACUAAGCAAAAUCUUAACGUCGUGAAAAAUGCAAAGGAUAAGCUUCUAGAUAACGGAAUUGCGAGCAAAGGGACAUCCAGGGAAUCACAUCCUACGUCAGUUAACAAACUAUGGCCAGAGAGAGGUAAUGCGUCGAAGAAACCUAAAUUUUCACCAAGUAGCUUGAUGAAAUACGAUUCUAUUUUUCGUACCGAUGAAGAAGACCUACGCACCGAUUUCAACAAUGUUUAUGAUAUUUGGCCUUUCUUCUUUCACAAUUUACAAGAACACGAUUAUAAUCCGAAGAUUAUUGCGGUAGAAACCGAGAAGGCGAUAGACAAACGAUUUGCUGUUCCAAAGCCGAAAACCGAAAAAAUUAUACCAGUUCAUGAAACUGUCAACGACACCGAUGACUCUGAAAACAAAGCUAAAUCCGAUAUCGAUACUAAGCAUACUGAGAUAGCAACGUCUGAUAAUCCCAUUAUGGGUAAUCAACCUUUUUUCUCGUAUGUGUUAAAUGACUACUUUGAUAAAACUAAUGAUGAUGACCCGACUACAUUCAAAGGGCUUACGUGGGGGAAAGAAUUCGAUCAUGAAAUGCGUUUACAAGAUAUCGACACCGUUAAGAGAAAAAGACGAUUAGAGGAAAAUAAUCCUCACUCUAGUAGCGAAGAAAGUACCAACACAUACAAAGGGCAUAAUGCAUUACGAGAAUCGUUGAAUAAUAAAGGCCGCGAUGGGUAUCGCGAAUCUGAAGCUAGUAAAAAAGGUAAUGAUAAAAGGCACAGCUAUGAUGGUAAUUACGAGUAUAAUGGAGAAAAUUAUAGAGGAUUCAAAGAUUUUGUUGAUUCUUUUGCGAACAAAUUUGGAUUAGAAGAACAUGACAGAGAGGCUAACUACAACAGAAAAAACAAUGCAGAUAAAGGUGAAAAAAAGAAGGGAUUUCGAAAAGUCUACCAUAAAGACGAAUAUCAAGAACAUCAUGAUUUUUUCGAUAACACAAAUAAUAAUGAAAAUCUUGAAGAAAAUGGUGCAUCCAAGGUUCAUAUCGGUGCUUCAGAGGGAUUGUUGCGGUCCCUGGCAGGCGCAGCGACAGGAAAUGAUAAAAGUAAACUCAGUAACGCUGAAAACAUGGAGAAAAAACAGUAUGAAACCAACCAUGAAGAUAAAGAACGAUAUAAUGGAAUUGAACGAGAACUCGACCAAUAUCGUGAUGUCGCUAAAUAUACAGCACUAAGCAACAAUGCUGAUUAUGUGGAUCGUUUAAUGAUGUGAUUAUUU
Messenger RNA from Pararge aegeria (speckled wood butterfly), 1465 nucleotides. Its product is annotated as probable serine/threonine-protein kinase clkA. Bases 23 to 1459 code for a protein of 478 amino acids. The transcript has a single exon. Lineage: Eukaryota; Metazoa; Arthropoda; Insecta; Lepidoptera; Nymphalidae. The record is from RefSeq and is a predicted model, not a curated record.